Pediculus humanus corporis (human body louse) is the source of this 3681-nucleotide messenger RNA. Its product is annotated as ATPase, class VI, type 11C, putative. Gene Ontology annotation, molecular function: ATPase-coupled intramembrane lipid carrier activity; ATP hydrolysis activity; ATP binding. The transcript is spliced from 20 exons. Gene Ontology annotation, cellular component: endoplasmic reticulum; trans-Golgi network; plasma membrane. Gene Ontology annotation, biological process: phospholipid translocation. The coding region runs from base 1 to 3681 and encodes 1226 amino acids. The record is from RefSeq and is a predicted model, not a curated record. NCBI's taxonomy places the organism in Eukaryota, Metazoa, Arthropoda, Insecta, Psocodea, Pediculidae.
AUGAUUCGAAGACCGACAAUUUAUCGUUCCAAUAAAUCAUUUAAUCAGGGUCCGAAAACAUUAUCGACAAAAGAAUCAACGAGAAUAAUUAAAUUAAAAUUAGGAGAAUCAUCAUCAUCAUCAUCAUCAUCAUCAUCAUCAUCAUCUAUUAAAUUUGUAUCGAAUAAAAUAAUAACGUCAAAGUACACGGCAUGGAAUUUUUUACCAAAAAAUUUAUUCGAACAAUUUAGAAGAAUUGGAAAUUUUUAUUUUUUAUGCAUCGCCAUCAUAUCCCUCGUUAUCGAAAGUCCAAUUUCUCCAGUCACAAGUAUAGCACCAUUGGUUUUUGUAAUAACAGUUACUGGAAUAAAACAAGGUUACGAAGAUUAUCUUAGACAUAAAGCCGAUAGAGAAGUUAACAAUUAUCCAGUUACCGUUAUAAGAAAAGGAAUAUCUCAAGUCAUACCGUCGAAAUCCAUUAAAGUCGGAGAUUUGGUUAAAAUAAUUAAAGAUCGAGACAUACCCUGCGAUCUCGUACUUCUCAUGUCCAGCAAUUCCGAAUCAAAAUGUUUUGUUAUGACUGCUAAUUUAGAUGGAGAAACGGAUUUAAAGACACUUCACUGUCCGAAAUCUUUGAAAAAAAUUAUUAAUAAAGAAACGGAUCUUUUCGGGGAUUUAGAAGCAACGAUUAAAUGUGAAAAUCCAACGGCUAAUUUAUAUAAAUUUCACGGUAGAAUCGAAUACGAUGCCAAAACGUCAAAUUAUUUAAGAGAAUCCAUUAUUAUUCACGAUCGUGGCGAAUCUUUUUUAACGCCGAAUCCCCGCGAAAAUAAUUAUAUUAUCGAUACGAAUAAUUGGGAAAACGACGGAAACGAUUUAGAUAUUGAUGAAAAUAUCGAUGAUUGGACGAUGAACGACCGUUACAAUUUAAAUGAUAAAUCGAAUCACGUGAUUUUAAGAAAAAAUUUCAUCGCUAAAAGAACGGAAUCGUUUCCUAAAUCCGCAAUUAAAACGCAUAAGAAAACAUUAUCGAACGUUGAAAGAAUGAGUUUUAAUUUGGAAAAAAAUGGGAGCCCUUUACUUAAAUUAAAAGAUUUAUCGUACGAGAGAAAAACGUCGCUUUUUUUAAAAAAAGUACCCUCGUCUAUGCAGAUAAAUAAAAAUAGUCGGCGGCCAUCUUUGACGAGCGUCGAUGGAAAUUUAACGGAUCCUCUUUCAUCUGAAAAUUUACUUUUAAGAGGUUCAAAACUUAAAAAUACUGAUUUUAUUUAUGGUUGUGCCGUUUAUACGGGAGGAGACACAAAACUCGCGCUUAAUUCAAAACUCACGAGUAAUAAAUUUUCAACGGUUGAAAAAUCAAUAAAUAAAUAUUUAAUUUUUUAUUUGGGAUUAUUAAUUUUUCUUGUUGUCGUAUCGACCGUACUUAAAAUUCUCAAAGAAACAAAUAACGGUUACGAAAUCAAAAUUCCUUAUAUUGGCAAUGAUGAAAUUAACGAUAUUAAUUUUUCAUCCGUUUUAAAAGAUUUUUUUUCUUUUGUCGCACUUUAUAAUUAUGUCAUACCGAUAUCUCUUUACGUGACUUUGGAAUUACAAAAAUUUUUAGGAACACUUUUUUUCGAAUGGGAUUUAAGAAUAUACAACAGCGAAACCGAUGAAACCGCCAUUUGUAAUACGUCAGAUUUAAACGAAGAUCUAGGACAGAUAGAAUAUCUAUUCACGGAUAAAACGGGUACUUUGACAAAAAAUGAAAUGCAAUUUGAAAAAUGUUCCGUAGAUGGUGUCAAAUACGAAGAAAAAAAUGGAAAAUUAUAUCCUUUGAUUGGAGAACAAGGAAAACCUGAUUUCGAAUCAGGUCCGGUCGACCUUAAAAAUUGUUCGAGAGAAAUGGAAUUGUUUCUUUGUGCAUUGACCCUUUGUCACACCGUACAAACGACAAAUGGCGGUGAAAAUUUUAAUGCAACGAGUCCAGAUGAAAAAGCUUUGGUUGAGGGUAUGAAAAAAUUAGAUAUAAUAUUCGAAGAUGAUGAUAAUGAUAUGAUUGCUGUUAAAAUAUUAGGUCAAAGUAAAAUAUUUAAAAGGUUGGACAUAUUGGAAUUUUCAUCUGAAAGAAAAAGAAUGUCUGUGAUAAUUGAAGAUGAUGAAGGAAAUAUAAUAUUAUAUUGUAAAGGAGCUGAAACUUCUUUGAUUCCUCAAGUUAAAAAAGGACCAAAAAAAAUUACGUUGCAACACGUGGCUGAUUUUGCUACGCAAAGGUUGAGAACCCUCGUCGUAGGUUAUAAAUUUUUAUCACGUGAUCAUUAUGAAAAAAUAUCAAACAGAUUAAUAAACGCUCGUCAAACGUUAUCAGGUGAAAGAGAAUUGAUAGUGGCUGAUACGUACAGAAGAAUAGAAUCGAAUUUAACAGUUUUGGGAGCAACAGGAAUCAAAGAUGAUAUUCAGGAAGAUGUACGAGAAACAUUAACGAGUUUAAAAGAAGCUGGAAUAAAAGUUUGGAUGCUCACUGGUGAUAAAUUGGAAACUGCUGAAAAUAUUUCAUUGGAUUGCGGCCAUUUUCACGAUAAUUUUAUCAGGCUCGUUUUGCGAGAUCAAAAAAGUCCAGAUUCUUGUAAAAAUAUUUUAACGCAAUUUUUAGAAAAAGUAAGGGAAGAUGAUUGUAAAAAAUUUGGUUUGAUUGUCGAUGGUGAAAGUUUAACAACAUCUUUAGCUUAUAACAAAGAUUUAUUUCGUGAUGUAUGCAUUCAUUGCACGGCCGUUAUUUGCUGUAGAAUGUCACCACUACAAAAAAAAGAAGUUGUUAAAUUAAUUAAAGAUCAAAAACAAUCACCUGUAACGGCCGCCAUUGGUGAUGGUGCCAACGAUGUUUCAAUGAUACAAGAAGCACAUAUUGGAAUAGGUAUUAUGGGAAAAGAAGGUCGUCAAGCAGUUCGUUGUUCGGAUUUUGCAUUUUCAAAAUUUAAAUAUCUUAAAAGAACUUUUUUAGUUCACGGACAUUGGUAUUAUUUAAGGGUGGCAACACUGGUACAAUAUUUUUUUUAUAAAAACAUUGCAUUUGUUUUACCACAAUUUUUUUUUAUUUUUUUCUCUGGGUAUUCCGUUAAAACUUUAUACGAUGGAGCAUACCUAAUAGGUUUUAAUACUAUUUUUACAUCUUUUCCAAUAUUAAUUUAUGGUUUAUUUGAACAAAAUUAUAAAGAUGAUGAAUUGGAAAAACUACCAAGUUUAUAUUUGAUACAUAGAAAAAAUGCUUUGAUGUCAUGGAAAAAUUUUGCUUUGUGGUUUUCAUUAGGUAUAUGGCACAGCCUUGUUGUUUUUUUUUUACCAACAUUAUUCUACCUUAAUAAUUCAACAGCUUUUAUUAAGGGAAAAGAUAUUUUUUUAGAAUCUUUUGGUACUUUAAUAUUUCAUUGUAGUGUAACGGUUGUUAAUCUUAAGCUUUUUCUACAUUCAAAGCACUGGUCGAGUGUUUUCAUAAGUUCCAUUGCACUUUCUAUCAUCGGUUUAGUUUUAUUUUCAGUUAUUUAUUCUUUUGUUUUUGUUGAAAAUUUAACUGCCAAUAAUUAUUGGGCUUAUUUAAACCUAUUAGGAUCUCCAAGUACUUGGUUAAUAAUCAUCAUUAUCUGCGCAGUAUCAUUAAUUCCAGAUUUUACCAUAAAUGUUUGGAAAGAUUAUUUUUAUUUAAAAUCUUCUACAUCAAUCAAUUAA